UAUGAAAGUGAGUACUACGAUAGUCAGGAUGACUGUGAAACACCCUCAGACAGUGGUGAUGAGAAUGAGGGUGGCAGGAGGUCAAGAAGAGGGAUGCUAGUUAGUCUAGAAACUGAUUUCACUAAGUUUGAGUGAAAAGUAGGUCAAAGGCUUACAACAAGAGAUGAUUUCAAGAAUGUUGUGGCUAAGUAUGCCAUGAUGCAAGGAAGAAAUGUCAUUUUCAUAAUAAGAAACAAAGCUAGGAGGCAGGAGGUUGGAGUAACUUGUGACAAGAGUUGUCCAUUCUACUUGUAUGCAUCUUGGCAUUCACACAAAGCCACUUUCAUGGUCAGAAAAGUAGUUGGGGUGCACCACUGUCAUAGAAACAUGAAAAAAAUAGGCAGUUAAAGACAACUUGGGUUGCUAGGGAAAUGUUGGAGGUAUUCAAGGCAAGGCCACAUUGGCCUGCCAAGGACAUCAUUGAAACUGUAAAAAGGGCAUACAAGGUAUUGGUUACAAAAACAUUUGCAUAUAAAGUUAAGUAUGCAACACACAAGAUGUUGCAUGGAUCUAUGCAAGACCAUUACCUGAAGGUAUGAAGGUACAUGGCAGCCUUGAAAUCUUCAAGCCCUGGUACUAUUGUGGAGUUGGUAACUAAUGGAUCCAAACAAGCUAACCCUCCAGUAUUUCAAAGGUUGUUCUGCUGUUUUGAAGGACUUCAAAAAGGGUGGAAGGAAGGUUGCAGGAAGGUGAUAUGUGUAGAUGCGGCUCUCUUAAAGACCUUCUUGGGUGGUCAGAUUAUUGCAGCUGGAGGGAGGGAUGCUAAUGAGCAAAUGUUCCCAAUUGCAUGGGCAACAGUUGAAGGGGAAAACAACUUGUCAUGGGAGUGGUUUUUCCUCCACCUACAAACUUGUUUGCAACUGGGAGAUGGCACUGGAAUUGCUAUCAUUUCAGAUGAGCACCAGGUACCCCAACAUGUUUUUGGACAUUACUAACCAGAUAUAGAGAAAAAGGAGUUAGGAGAGGGCAGAAGAAAGGAGUGGUUAAGAGUGAAUCAACGAUGAAUGACUCAGAUUGUUUGGUGCUUAGGAACAAUGAACUUCAUGUAAUUGUGACUCAGGUCACUAUUGAUUUGCACAUAGAAGUAUUUGCUACUUUUAAAAAGUUUUGGAUACUUUCUUUAUUUUUUUAA
This is a messenger RNA of Beta vulgaris subsp. vulgaris (sugar beet), 1171 nucleotides long. RefSeq lists its product as uncharacterized. Bases 585 to 974 code for a protein of 129 amino acids. NCBI's taxonomy places the organism in Eukaryota, Viridiplantae, Streptophyta, Magnoliopsida, Caryophyllales, Amaranthaceae. The record is from RefSeq and is a predicted model, not a curated record. The transcript has 2 exons.